AAUUCUUCCUAGCCAGUCGCAUACAAUAAUUAGUUGGUUCGGGCAGGUCCGUAGCCCUAGCCCCGGCGAGUACGGCGUCGCAGCGCCUGUUAGCGCGUCGUGUGCUCGUCGAUCUACGCCGUUGAUCUGGCGAGAGCCAGGGUCCUGCCACUGAAAGUUCUGGAAAUUUUGAAGUCGGUCGUAACCCCCUGGUCAGGAACUAAAAGAAGCAUCCUGUCGAAGCGGGAGCUUCGAAUAAUCACUACUCCGGAAAAACUGAUAGUCUGAUCGACUAGUCGGCAAGAUGGCGUUGUGCGAGGUGCAUCGAUCGGCCACGGUGGCCUUCGCGCCGACGGAGCCGCUUAUAGCGAUGGGCACUAUGGCGGGGGCCAUCGAUCUCUCCUUCUCCUCCUCCGCCUCGCUCGAGAUCUUUCGCCUCGAGUUCGCUUCCACCACCGCAUCUGAGGCCGAUCCCACCGCAUCUGCCUCCGCCUCCACCGGCGCUGGCGCCGGCGCGGCCGGAACCUUUGGAAACGUUGCUGACGUGUCGCCGGACGAUUUUUUCGGCGGGCUCGGCAGUCCUGACCAAUCCGCGGCCAAGGCUGCUGGGGGAGGAGCGGGAAGCGCGGGAGCGGCGGGCGGACGGUCGGAUCUUCCGUCGCUGGGGUCUGCGACGUCGAGCGACCGCUUUAACCGGCUGUCGUGGGGGUCGUGCGGCGUGGAGCAGUCGGAGGUGUUCAGCCACGGCAUUAUCGCGGGCGGGCUCGUGGACGGCACUGUUUCGCUCUGGAAUCCCGCGCGGAUCAUUAGUGGCAAGGCGGGGGAGGGAGAAGGAGCCCUAGUUGCCAAGAUGUCCAAGCACAAGGGAGCGGUGCGUGGGCUCGAGUUCAACGCGGCCUCGCCCAAUCUGCUGGCGUCAGGAGCGGAGGACGGCGAGCUGCGCAUCUGGGACCUUGCCAACCCCUCCGCGCCCUCGCUCUACCCCUCGCUCAAGGGCGCGGGAGGGGGGCCGCAGGGCGAGAUAUCGUGCCUGUCGUGGAACCGCAAGGUGCAGCACAUCGUCGCCACCACCUCGUACAGCGGCCUUUCAGUGGUGUGGGAUCUCCGCAAGCAGAAGCAGGUCAUCAGUUUCGCGGACCCAGUGAGUCGGCGGCGCUGCUCCUGCCUGCAGUGGAACCCCGAGAUCGCCACGCAGCUCAUCGUUGCUUCCGAUGACGACCGCUCGCCGUCCCUCCAGGUGUGGGAUCUGCGCAACGCCAUGUCACCUGUGAAGGAGCUCACCUCGCACUCCAAGGGAGUGCUGGCCAUGGCAUGGUGCCCUAGUGACAGCGGUCUGCUGCUCUCGUGUGCCAAGGACAACCGCACCCUCUGCUGGGACACCUCUGUUGGGGAGGUGCUCUGCGAGCUGCCAGCUGGCACGAACUGGAACUUCGAUCUGCAGUGGUCGGCGCGCGUGCCUGGGCUGCUGUCGGCCUCUAGCUUUGAUGGCCACGUGUCGCUCUACAACAUCGAGUCGGCUAGCAGCAAGGAGUCGGACUUUGGAGCAUCGCUCGCCAACAGAACGCCCAUGGCAACAUCGCGCGCGCCCAAGUGGCUGAAGCGGCCCUGUGGGGCGAGCUUUGGCUUUGGCGGGCGGCUAGCGUGUUUCGGGUCCAAGUCCGGGCAGGUGGCAAUCCACAGCAUUGUGACGGAGGAUGGGGUGGUGGCACGCGCGGACGAGUUCGAAGCCGCUGUGGCGGGGGGGGACAGGGAGAAUCUCAAGGCGUUCUGCCAGCACAAGGCGCAGCUGGCGGGUGCACCAGAGGACAAGGAGACCUGGGACUUCCUGACCGUUCUCUUUGAAGAUGACGCCCGCCGCAAGCUGCUGGCGCACCUCGACUUCCCCCCUGUUGACAUCCAAAACCCUAAACUGCCCGCCCCAGAAGACCCUGCUGCUGCCGCCGCCGCUGCUGCUGCAGCCGAAGCAGCAGCCGCAGCAGCAGCAGAAGGGGCAGGAGCAGAGGCAGCUGCAGCAGGGGUGGGAGCGCUGGCUCUAGAUGCCUCUGCUGCUGUUGAUGGAACAGGGGUUGCGGCAGGGGCAGGGUUGGACGGAGGGGCGUCUCCCAUUGGUGAUGUGGACUUUUUUGACAACCUGACCGGGGGCGACAACACCCCUCGCGCCGCCGCUGCUGCAACAGCCGCAGCAGGGGAAGCGGAGGGUGAAACCCAAAGGGAAACCCAAGGGGAGAACGGCGAGAUAGCUGGAGAAGGGACCGGAGAGGAGGAAGCGGAGGAGGAAGAGGAGGAGGAGGAAGUUGAGGAGGGGGAAGGAGGGGGGGAGUGGGAGGCGGAGGUGCAGCGCGCGCUGGUGGUUGGGAACUAUGAGGCGGCGGUGGAGAGCUGCCUGGCGGCUGGCAGGGUGGCGGACGCCCUCGUACUGGCAGCCGUUGCAGGGUUUGACUCGGACCUCUGGACGCGCACCCAGCGCUGGUACCUCCGACGCAACCGCCGCCGCUCCUUCCUCAAGCUGCUGGGCGCAGUGGUGGGCAACGAUAUCAGAGGGCUCGUGGCGUCGCAGCCUCUCUCCGACUGGCGUGAAACGCUCGCCAUUCUCUGCACUUACGCCCCCAGCCACGAGUGGUCAGUCCUGUGCGAUGAGCUGGCAGCGCGCCUGGAGGCGGCGGGCCAAUGGCAGGCCGCCACGCUGUGCUUCAUGUGUGCGGGCUCCAUCGAUCGCGUCGUCGACAUCUGGGCGUCCCGCCUCGUGCAAGGGCAGGGGCAGGGACCCGUACAGGCCUCCCCGCCUCUGCCGCACCUCCAGGAUCUUAUCGAGAAAGCAGUGGUGCUGGGCCUGGCCACAGGACAAAGCAGAGUGGGUGGCAGGUGGGCGGCAUCCCUCGUCUCGGAAUACGCAACCGUACUGGCAGCGCAGGGCCGGGCGGCGGCCGCACAGCAUCUGCUGUCUCUUCUGCCGCCCUGGGAGGAGAGUGUGAACGACCCGAGUGUGGCAGAGGCUGCCACGGCUGCUGCUGCUCUCAAGGAAAGGAUCUACCGCAGUGGCCUUGUUGCCGUGGAUCCCUCGCAGCCCGCCCCUCCCUUCCCUUUCACGCCAGUCAACGUGGCUGUUGGUUCCACCACCACCACUGCUGCUGCGGCAAAGCCAUAUGCUGCACAGCAAUCGGCAUAUGCUGCUGCGCCUGCCCAGCCUUCGUAUUAUCAGACCCCAACCCCUGCUCAGGCUGCGCCACAACAGCAGCUGCAGCAGCAGCAGAUCGCACACACCCCACCUCCAUCACAGCGCCCGCAGCAGCCUCAGCAGCAGCAGCAGCAGCAGCAGCAUCAACGGCACCCCACCCAACCGCAAUCCUCCUAUGCGUCCACGUACCAACCCCCAUCCGUCGCCCCUCCUGCUCAGUCCUAUGCACAGCAGCAGCAGCAGCAGCAGCAGCAGCAGCAACAGCAGCAGCCAGCAGCAGCAGCAGCAGCAGCAGCAGUACCAACAGCAGCAGCAGCAGCAGCAGCAGCAAGCGCCGUCCGCCCAGCCACACAUGUUCAUGCCCACAGCAUCUCCCCCGGGUGUGAUGAUGCCACAGCAUCCACCGCCCAUGCAGCCAGGCCAAGCAGGAGCAGCGCAGCCGUCCUUCAUGCCUGUUGCGCCUCCCCCUGUGGCCGCCCCUCCUCCCUCCGCACAUCACAUGCCCACCGGCCCUCCUCCCGGAGCCAUGAUGCCCACCCAGCCGCCACCAGCGGUGCGGGCAGCUCAGGGCCCCCGCCCUGUCGCCUUCAACCCUGUGGCUCCGCCCCCUCAGCCACGCAUGCCCACCGGUCCCCCUCCCGGUGUGGGCCCCACCGGCCCUCCCCCUGGGGUCCUUCCCCCUGGGGUGCUUCCCCCUGGCGUUCUCCCCCCGGGCGCUAGCCCCAUGAUGCGCCCCACUGGUCCGCCUCCUGGCGUGCGCCCCCCUGGGGGAGCUCCCCCUGGUGCUCCUGGUGCUGCUGCUGCGCCCGCCCCUGCUGCUGCUCCUGAGGCUGCUCCCCCUGCCCUGCCUCCCACUGUGCAAACUGCUGACACCUCCAACGUUGCACCUGAGCUCCGCCCCGUGGCAUCAACCCUCACUCGCGUGUUCAAGGAGGUAGCAGCGGCAGUGGGAGGGCCGGGGGGCAACCCGGCCAAGAGGAGGGAGAUGGAGGCCAACAGCAAGAAGCUGGGGCUGCUGCUGCAGCGCCUCAACCAGCGCGAUGUGUCGCCCUCUGCGGCCCAGAAGCUGCUGCCACUCUGCGGGGCGCUGGACGCUGGGGACUACGCCACUGCCCUGCACAUCCAGGUCGAUCUGACGACCAAGGACUGGGAGGAGUGCGGUGUGUGGCUGACUGCGCUCAAGAGCGUCAUCAAAACCAGACAACAGCUCGGAUAAGGCAAAUGAGCAAGGUGGUGCUGGGAUGGUACACAUGUGAUGGUGGUUACACACAUGGAUGCUGGUUCCACAUGCCAUGGUGGUUGCUACAGAUUGCUAAUUGCACCUGUAGGGGUGAUGGUUGAAGCCAGUACCAAGAGUGGCAGUGACAAAACUACAUACCCAUGCGUAUCGAGACUGGAAUUUGGAGGUGCACGGCCGUUAGUUCUCAAAUUUGCGACUUGGACAACAGCUUUGAUUAGUCUUGUCAAAUGAUAGACAAGACAUGUAUGACACUACUAAUGGCGGGGUCUGGAUUAUAAGUACGAAAAAUU
Closterium sp. NIES-67 is the source of this 4684-nucleotide messenger RNA. Lineage: Eukaryota; Viridiplantae; Streptophyta; Zygnematophyceae; Desmidiales; Closteriaceae. The record is from the annotation of a GenBank genome assembly.